GUAGCUAUUUCGCCGAUAGGGUGCGCGUCACACGGGUACGUCAGUGUUUUGCAGUUUGGUUUACGUUUGAUCCUAGCAGAAAUCAAUUUGUUUGUAAAAAUGACUGCGCAAGGAUCACCCGCAAAAAUGAAAGAAUUACGUUUACCCAUGUCAAGGGUAAAAACGAUAAUGAAAAGUUCUCCUUACGUUGACACGAUUGGACAGGACGGAUUGUAUUUAGUCACGAAAGCUACGGAACUGUUUAUACACUAUUUAACCGAGGAGGCACAUUUACAAAACAACAAAGGGAAUUCUUUAGACUACAAACAUCUAGCAGAAGUAGUGCAAACCAAUGAUACACUGGAGUUUCUCAGGGAAAUUAUGCCCAGGAAGAUAACGGUCAGGCAGUUCAAGGAAAUGAUGGCUGCCAAGAAUUCGCAGAGCUCAUCUGAGAGCAGCUCAGAUUCAGACAGUGAUAGUGAGUCAGAUACGAAUUCUUGUUCUGAUAGUGAUAAUAGAAAAGCAGAUGGCAAUUCUUCGAAUAGCGAACAAGAAAAUGAAACAAAAGAAAAUGGUAACUGUGAUUCAGGCAGCGACAAAAGUGAAGCCAGUGAAAAAAGUGACAGUGAAGAUGAGACUAAAAGAUAAGGAAACUGAUGUUUAUUUUCAUCUAUACUUUUAUACAUACAGAGGCUCUCUGAUUUUCUAAGAAACAAUAUAACUUUGCAGACAUUUGGUUUUAUGAUAAUGUUUCAAGUGUCUGUUAGUAUUUGAUAUUUAGAUGGAACACAGACAAUAAUUUUAGAUGCUCAAUAUUAUUUUUAUAUGUAUUCAUUAGAAAUUAGUAGAGAACUAAAUAGAACAUUGCCAUUUGUGUUAAAACAUAUUCAUAUUAUUCCAUAUUUAGGUAUAUCAUAAAAUAAUUAUAACCACAUGUACAAAGUAAA
Osmia bicornis bicornis is the source of this 926-nucleotide messenger RNA. It is a transcript of the gene Chrac-16, whose product is annotated as chromatin accessibility complex 16kD protein. Gene Ontology annotation, molecular function: protein heterodimerization activity. The record is from RefSeq and is a predicted model, not a curated record. Gene Ontology annotation, cellular component: nucleus; CHRAC. The coding region runs from base 100 to 627 and encodes 175 amino acids. NCBI's taxonomy places the organism in Eukaryota, Metazoa, Arthropoda, Insecta, Hymenoptera, Megachilidae. The transcript is spliced from 2 exons.